Bursaphelenchus okinawaensis is the source of this 6540-nucleotide messenger RNA. The record is from the annotation of a GenBank genome assembly. Lineage: Eukaryota; Metazoa; Nematoda; Chromadorea; Rhabditida; Aphelenchoididae.
AUGGGGUUACUGGGUGCGGUGGCGGUGAUAUUCACCGUUACCACGGUAAUCUUCUGGAUCAUACGACUGUACAAAAAGAAUCAUGAGUAUAUGAACAAGGUUAGAGGGCCACAUCCGAGUAUGGUCGUGGGGAAUGUGCAUCAGUUUAGGUUCAAGCCUGAUGGUAGGUUUCAGUUUGGGUUACUGUAAUAUUUGGUAUUGUAAAUUAUUUUGAAAAGGGGUACUGUAGCAUAUAGUUUUUUUUAUAGUGGGGAUACUGUAAUUUUGUUUAAAUUUUUAAAAGUUGGUACGGUAGUUUGACAAAGGCGUACUGUAACGUUUUGAGUUAUAUUGUAACUUUUGGUAUGUAAAGUUGUGGCAAGGGUACUGUAGGACUUUAUGUAACCCAAUGUAAGCCUAAUAUCAUCAUUUUUUCAGAAUUCUUUGAGCAAGUCCAAGGUUUAUCGUACAUGUUCUGUAGCCUAAAAGAGCGAAUCGUAUCAGUAUGGAUCGGCCCUCUGCCAUGCAUAAUGUUAUAUGGAGCGGAAGAAUGCGAAACGAUAUUGGGAAGUCAGAAGACAUUGACAAAACCGUUUCAUUACCACUUUCUGACACCUUGGAUUGGGCAGGGAUUACUUAUUAGGUAAGUAGUAUCCCUACCCCUACCCCUACCCCUACCCCUACCCCUACCCCUACCCCUACCCCUACCCCUACCCCUACCCCUACCCCUACCCCUACCCCUACCCCUACCCCUACCCCUACCCCUACCCCUACCCCUACCCCUACCCCUACCCCUACCCCUACCCCUACCCCUACCCCUACCCCUACCCCUACCUCUACCCCUACCUCUACCCCUACUGUUACCCCUACCCCUACCUCUACCCCUACCUCUACCCCUACUGUUACCACUGCCCUUAUCGCUACCUCUAGUCUUACCCCUACCCUUAUCCUACCAUACCCUACUCUACCCUUCCCUACCCUCUUUGCUACUCCAACCCUUGCCUUUAAACUAGAAGUCUACCCUUACCCCUGCCCCUAUUCCUGCCUCUAUACUUACCUCUACCCAUACCCUUAAUCUUGCCCUUACCCUAACUCUACGCUACUCUAAUCUCUACCUCUGUCUCUGAUAUCUACUCCUAUCCUACAGUAUGUUUACCUUUUUAGUGAGCCCAAAAAAUGGCGCCCCCGCCGUAAACUGCUCACCCCCACCUUUCACUACGACAUUCUGAAAGACUUUGUCCAAGUUUACAAUCGACAUGCAGCCACAUUACUGAGUAAGUUCGACAAAAUCGCCGAGUCCGGAGAGUUUAUCGACAUUUUUCAUACGAUCACACUGUGCACAUUGGACAUCAUUUGUGAAUCAGCCUUAGGAUAUAACAUUGGCGCUCAACAGAACGUUCACAGCGAAUACUUGGAUGCGGUGUUUAGGUAUGGCUUUGAGGGUCUUUGUGGGCUUUAAAAGGGUCUUUUAAAAGAUAGUACAACUUCUUUUUGAUGACUUUUAUGACGAGGCGGAUAUUAAGGAAAGGUAGGGUUAAAAUUUCUGGGCCGUUUAAAACUGUUGGGCAUGGUAAAAGGUUUGGGCAUGGUAAAAGUAUUUGGGCGUGGUAAAAGCCUUGGGUUUGUUAAAAUUUUGGGCAUGGUAAAAGUCGUUGGCAUGGUAAAAGUCGGGCGGGGUAGAAUAUGUGGGCAUGGUAAAAGUGUUUUGCAUGGUAAAAGUUUUUGGCAUGGUAAAAAUUUUGGGGCAAGGUAAAAUUUUUGGGCAGAGUAAAUAUUUUGGGUAGGGUAAAAGACUUGGGCAUGGUAAAAAUGUUUGGACAGGGUAAAAGUUUUGGGGAGGUAAAAGUUUUGGGGAGGGUAAAAAUUUUUGGGCAUGGUAAAAGUAUUGGGCACGGUAAAAGUUCUGGGCAUGGUAAAAGUUUUGGGCAUGGUAAAAGUUUUGGGCAUGGAAAAAUUUUGGUUAAGGUAGGGUAGGGUAGGGUAGGGUAGGGUAGGGUAGGGUAGGGCAGUGUAGGUAUCUUGAUUGGGUAGUGUGGGGUAAGGCAAGGGUAAAGGUAGAAUUGGGGGUAUGAUCUAAAGGGGUAUUGACAUAAAUUUUAUUUUCAGAAUGAAGUACAUAGUUCACCAACGUCAAGUCAACCCAAUCUACUACCCCGAGCCGCUAUGGCAGCUUUUUGGCUACGGCCGCGAGCAGAAGAAGCUGGUCGACAUUCUUCACGCCUUCACCAACAAAGCCAUAAUGAAAAGAAGGAAGGUGGUGGACGAGGCAGGCGGAAUGCAACAAUUGAUUGAACAAGAACGAUCGGACGGUCACUCGAGAAUGGCAUUCCUGGAUUUGAUGCUGGACAUGAUGGACAAAGGGCAAUUGGACUUGGAUGGCAUUCAGGAAGAGGUCGAUACCUUCACUUUUGAGGUAGGCGUGGGUUUUUUAUUUUUUCGAUUUUUUUUAUUGAUUUUGUAAUUUUUUUUGAUAUUUUGAGCUUUUUGAAAUAUUUAUUAUUUUUAAUUUAAACUUGUUUAAAAUUUUUUAAUUUUUUAAUUUAAAAUAAAAAAAUUUGAAUUUAAUUUUUUAAAAACUGCAAAAGUUGCAUUUAAAAAACCUUUUUUUAUUUUUUUUUAUUAAAAACGCUUAAAAUCAACCCAAAAUGGCAAUAUAAACCCGAUUGUUACCUAAAUUUCCAUUUAUUCACCAAAUAAAACCAAAAAAACCUAAAAAUCAGUGAGAAACCAGUGCGAAAAGAGAGAGCUAUCAGCGAAAGAAAGAAAAGAUGGGAGCUCUCUUCUUUUCCGAGAGAGCUCUCUUCGUGUUUUCGGGGAAACCCAAUCGAAACACAACUUUUGGUUUUAUAUACGGCAACGAGAGAUUUGGCUUCUUUGACUUAUAAGAGUCCAAUUGAGGUUGGUACUUGGUUCAGCUCAUGCAAAUGAGGCAGGAAAUUAAAAAUUUUGGAAUGCAUAAAUUUGGGCUGUUCUAUUGUUUUGUAAAGAUCGUUCUUGCCAUUUUUUGCUUUGUAGAGAAAGUUCUUGCUAUUUUAAGAUCUGUAAACAAAGUUCUUGCCAUUUUUUGUUUUGUAAAGAAAGUUAUUGCUAUUUUUUUAACUUUUUGAACUUUUUUGUUGUAAAAUACGUCAUACUCAGUAUAAUUAAUCAAAAAUUUCAGGGCCAUGACACAACCUCAGCAGCGAUGAACUGGUUCCUCCACCUGAUGGGCAACCAUCCCCAAAUCCAAGCUCGAGUUCAGAAAGAAGUUGACGAGGUUUUGGGCGUGGAUCGCGAGCCGACUUUUGAAGAUUUGGGAAAGUUGAAGUAUUUGGAAGCUUGUUUCAAGGAAACACUGAGACUCUACCCUUCAGUACCAUUGAUUGCUAGGCUUAUCACUGAAGACACUAAAGUUCGUAAGUUCAUUUUUUUUACUUGUUCCACGCUUACUCUGGCCAAAAUUUUACUCCGCCUGAAAUUCUACCCUGCCCAAAAAUUUAACUUGCUCGAAAUUUUACCCUGCCCAAAAUUUUAUUUUGCUCAAAAUUCUACUCUGCUCAAUAUUUUUUCCUGCCCAAAAUUUAACCCUGUCAAAAAUUUUACCCUGCCCAACAUUUUACUCUGCCUAAAAUUUUAACCCGCCCAAAAUUUUACCCUAUCCAAAAUUUUACCCUGCUUAAACUUUUUACUCCGCUUAAAAUUUUGCUCUGCUUAAAAUUUUACUCUGCCCAAAAUUUUACCCUACCAAAAAUUUUACCCAAUUUAACCAUGCCCAAACUUUUAUCGUGUCCAAGAUUUUACUUUGCUUAAAAUUUUACUCUGCCCCAAAUUUUUCCCUGCCUAAAAUUUUACCCCGCCCAAAAUCUUACCUUGCUUAAAAGUAUAAUCUUUCCUAACCAUGCUAACGUUAAUAACUUUCUUUUCAGACAACCACACAGUACCAAAGGACAGUAUAGUACUUGUAAUAGCAUCGAUGGUUCAUCGUGAUGAACGGUUUUGGCCGGAUCCGGAGACUUUCAACCCUGACAGGUUUAUGGACACAGAGCUGAAACACCCAUAUUCAUACAUUCCAUUCUCAGCUGGGUCUAGGAAUUGCAUUGGUGGGUUAGACUUUAUAAAUUUUAAAAAUUAAAAAAUUUUUUUUGAUUUUUUUUUAUUUUUUUCGAAAUUUGGUUUGAAAUUUUUGCUUUAAAACUUGGAGUAAGAAACCUAAAUUUGAAAAAAUUUAUUGCCAUUUUUAGUUUUGUAAAGAAAGUUCUUGUCAUUUUUUGUUUUGUAAAGAAAGUUCUUGUCAUUUUUUGUUUUGUAAAGAAAGUUCUUGCCAUUUUGUGUUUUGUAAAGAAAGUUCUUGUCAUUUUUUGUUUUGUAAAGAAAGUUCUUGUCAUUUUUUGUUUUGUAAAGAAAGUUCUUGUCAUUUUUUGUUUUGUAAAGAAAGUUCUUGCCAUUUUGUGUUUUGUAAAGAAAGUUCUUGUCAUUUUUUGUUUUGUAAAGAAAGUUCUUGCCAUUUUUUGUUUUGUAAAGAAAGUUCUUGUCAUUUUUUGCUUUGGAAAGAAAGUUCUUGCCAUUUUAUGUUUUGUAAAGAAAGUUCUUGCCAUUUUAUGUUUUGUAAAGAAAGUUCUUGCCAUUUCAUGUUUUGUAAAGAAAGUUCUUGCCAUUUUUUGUUUUGUAAAGAAAGUUCUUGUCAUUUUUUGCUUUGGAAAGAAAGUUCUUGCCAUUUUAUGUUUUGUAAAGAAAGUUCUUGUCAUUUUUUGUUUUGUAAAGAAAGUUCUUGUCAUUUUUUGCUUUGGAAAAAAAGUUUUUGCCAUUUUUUGUUUUGUAAAGAAAGUUCUUGCCAUUUUAUGUUUUGUAAAGAAAGUUCUUGCCAUUUCAUGUUUUGUAAAGAAAGUUCUUGCCAUUUUAUGUUUUGUAAAGAAAGUUCUUGCCAUUUUAUGUUUUGUAAAGAAAGUUCUUGCCAUUUUUUGUUUUGUAAAGAAAGUUCUUGUCGUUUCCUGUUUUAUAAAGAAAGUUUUAAAGUUCUAGUCUAGACUAGCUUAAAACAUUUUACAAAAUUUGCCGCAAGCUCAUCACUUACUAAUAUUACACAGUAAAGCACUGUUUUUUCUCUUUUUUACUGUGUAAUGUAUAAUUAUAUCAAUGAGUAAUUUGUGAAAACAAGGUAAUUUAACAACGUUCAAGUUUAGUAAUGUGAGUUUAAAGUCAUUUUCGAAAUUUAUAAUUUGCUGCAAUUUAAAAAAUUUUUGAAGGAUAGUGUACGGUAAGGUAGGGGAGCGUAUGGCUAGAAUAGAGUAGACAUGAAGAACGGGCCAAGUCGAGCCUCAAAAUUUAGGCCGGGCCCGUUAAAAAAAAUUCGGGCAAGUCUGAGAAAAAAUUUUGAUCGUGCAGGGCCUGAAAAUUGGGCCCAGCCCGUUACUCAUGAUUUGAAUAAGGUAGAAUAGAGUAGGGUAGGGUAAAGUAGGGUAGGGUAGGGUAGGGUAGAGUAGGGUAGGGUAGAGUAGGGUAGGGUAGGGUAGGGUAGGGUAGGGUAGGGUAGGGUAGGGUAGGGUAGGGUAAGGUAGGGUAGGGUAAAGUAGGGUAGGGUAGGGUAGAGUAGGGUAGGGUAGGGUAGGGUAGGGUAGGGUAGGGUAGGGUAGGGUAGGGUAGGGUAGGGUAGGGUAGGGUAAGGUAGGGUAGGGUAAAGUAGGGUAGGGUAGAGUAGGGUAGGGUAGGGUAGGGUAAAGUAGGGUAGGGUAGAGUAGGGUAGGAUAGGGUAGGGUAGGGUAGGGUAGAGUAGGGUAGGGUAGGGUAGGGUAGGGUAGGGUAGGGUAGGGUAGGGUAGGGUAGGGUAGGGUAGGGUAGGGUAGGGUAGGGUAGGGUAGGGUAGGGUAGGGUAGAUUAGGGUAGGGUAAAGUAGGGUAGGGUAGAGUAGGGUAGGGUAGGGUAGGGUAGGGUAGGGUAGGGUAGAGUAGAGUAGAGUAAUAGGGUUAGCAAUAAGUUACUUCUUUUCUUCUCAUUGUAUUGUAAAUGUUUCAAGAAGAAUUCAAUUAAAAGUACAUCAUAGAAGUGGAAGAUUUCACUGUUUUGACUCUCAUGUGUCUUAUGUAUAGGUAUACAAAAGUUCUUUGUUCUCCUAAGUACCCUACCUUCGUGUUCUUUUUUCAAAUUGCUAUUGCAAUUUGUUAGAAAAAACCAGUUAUUGAACUUUGAUUCAAAAGAUUAAAAAAAACUUUAUACCUAAAAUACUAAAAAUUGCAAGAACUUUCUUUACAAAAUCAAAAAUGCCGAGAACUUUCUUUACAAAUCAAAAAAUGGCAAGAACUUUCUUUACAAACUCAAAAAUUGCAAGAACUUUCUUUACAGACCUUAAAAUGAAAAAACGUUUAAAACUUUAAAUUUUCUGAAGAAACUUUCCUUCCAGGCCAGCGCUUCGCGAUGAUGGAAGAGAAAUGCGUGAUCGCCCAGAUAAUGCGUCGCUUCCGUGUGACAUCCAAGUUAAAAACGCACGAAAUGCGAGUCGCGGCCGAGCUUAUCAUUCGGCCAAUGUAUGGAAAUCAUGUCAAGUUUGAGCGACGCAGCUUUGGCGACUACACUUUGAUCUCAAAUUAG